Messenger RNA from Platichthys flesus (European flounder), 3907 nucleotides. RefSeq names its product protein Atg16l2-like. The coding region runs from base 922 to 2757 and encodes 611 amino acids. NCBI's taxonomy places the organism in Eukaryota, Metazoa, Chordata, Actinopteri, Pleuronectiformes, Pleuronectidae. Gene Ontology annotation, cellular component: autophagosome membrane. The transcript has 18 exons. Gene Ontology annotation, molecular function: protein binding. The record is from RefSeq and is a predicted model, not a curated record. Gene Ontology annotation, biological process: autophagosome assembly; negative stranded viral RNA replication.
GAUGCUGAACCUGCUCAUUUACAGAAAUGUUCAUUAAUGUGCAUUGACCCUAUUAUCUUCAACAGAAAAGCUGUGAAAUCUUAAUAUAAAAAUCUCAAUUUUAUAUUAUUAAAUGUUUGUCCUUCUGGCUUAAAAUUACUUAAAUUGUAUAAUUAAAAAAACAUCUCAGUUCAAACCUUCACCAACAGUCUCAUCAUGAAACCACAUUUAAAUUCACCAGAUUUAUAUUUGGACCAGUCUCACUGGUUAAAAUCCGUCUGACUGUUUCCAUCAGGAGGUUUGAUUUGACGAUGUGAUCUGAUCCACUCACUGAUUCCUCUUCAGGUUCCACAAUAUUCCUUUGAUCUGCUCUGUGGUUUGAUCUGAUCCUGCUACUAAGCAGCUGCAGACUGACAAGACCGAAACCAUCUUCGACAAACAUUAACGUCUACUGUGAUUUUUAAUUUUGGUCCAUGUCCCAUCUGCUAACAUGGAGGAGGUUUAUGAUCUAUACCGCAGCCAGACACCAGGGGGCGAUCUAGACAGUUUGGUUUCACUUCUGUGAGCAGUUAUGUCGUCCAUCUUCUUUUAAGUUGUCACGAAACAUUUUUAUGAUUCAAGUUUUUUAAAUGUAGAUUAAAAAAUAAACAUAGUGAUGGAUUCAUACAACAUCACAAUGUUUGUUGUGACGUUCUGCUCCAGUCGGAACGCGGAUGUAUGAGCUCGGCGCUGAUUGGCUCGGACAUCGGGCAGCUGGCAUCUGGAGCAAGCGCCACCACCCUGAGCCCCGCCCCCUUUAGUGUGACAAACUAAAACAAACAAACAAUAAACAGGAAGUGGAGACAGCGUCGCGGGGACCGGGGCAGUGUGAGUCCUCAGGCCGGGCUGAGAGCGUCUCUCUGGGGUUUCUGGUGGAGCAGCUCGGGCCGGGCCGGGCCGGACAUGAUGGCCGCUGACGACAUCACCUCCUCCCGCAGAAUGAGGACGGAUUCAGCCGGAGAGUCGGAGCGGAGCUGCGGCUUCGUGCAGCCGGGAGGACACGGAGGCUCCGGGGACACUUGGAGGAGACACAUCGUCCGUCAGCUGAAGAACCGGGACCGGAACCAGAGCGACUCGUUCCAGGACCUGAUCCACUUCUACUCUCGGCUGUUGGAUAAAUCCAGUUGGACCAAUGGAAUCCUGAGCAGACGUCCCUUCACUGAGAGCAGCUCUGUCUCGUCUCUACUGAACCAGAACGACCAACUGAAGAAAACAACAGGAGAGUUGGCCUUUCAGGUGCUGGAGCUUCAGCAGCAGAUCAAAAUCAAACUCCUUGUUCUGGACGAGCAGGAUUCCAGCCUGCUGGCGGAGCGCCGUCGACUCGCAGGCGCGUUCGAUGUCCGUCAGGAGCUGCAGGGGCGGGCGGUGCAGGUUCAGGAGGAGAACGGGGCGUUGAAGAUGGAGUACGACGUCCUGCUGGAGCGACAGAAGGGGGCGGAGACAAGACUCCGGGAGGAAAAGGUCAGAGAGGAACAAAUGCUGGAGGACAUGAUCCACCUGAAACAAAAGGCCGCCUCCCGUAUGAACAGCCGCAAUGAACGCAGGUCCAGAGCUCGUGAAGCGAACCUCCAGAAAGAGCUGCAGAGCGCUGCAAGGUCAAAGGUCGCUAUCGACAGCUCGUCCAGCGCUCCGACGUCCAGGUCAACGUCCCCAAAGAAGGAAGACCAGGACAAGUCUGCAGAGCCAAGACACACCAGACUCUUCAGGUCGGCGUCGGCCACGUCCCCGAGGAUCCUCACCUCCAUCAGAGAACUGUUCGACAGGAAGAGGCGUGGUCACUCGGUCUGCAGUCUGGAGGAGGAUCAGAUGAGUCCUGUAGGAAUCUGUCUGUCAGCCAGAGUUCCUGCUAGAGCUCUGCAAGUACUGGAGGCCCAUGAGCAAGGCAUUAACACAGUGAGGUUCAGCUCCAGUUCAGACCUGCUGGCCACAGGAGGAACUGACCGAGUCAUCAAACUAUGGGAGGUCAGAGCAGGCUCAUUGACCCACAGGGCGACUCUGGAGGGCAGCACAGAGGGGAUCACCUGCGUGGACUUCGACUCAGCGGGUUGUAGGAUCCUCGCGGCCUCAUACGAUAAGUCCGCCUUGUUGUGGCGGCUGGAUGACUCUGUCCCCAAGUUGACUCUGACAGGUCACAGCAGGAAGGUAACGGCAGCGAGGUUCAGUCCUUUACUUCAUCAGGUGGUGACAGGAAGUGCAGACAGAACCAUCAGACUGUGGGACCUGCACCGAGCCGCCUGUGUGCAGGUGGUGGACGUGGCGUCGUACUGCAGCGACCUGGUUUGUUCUGAGAACUUUAUCAUCAGUGGACAUUACGACCACAAGAUCAGGGUCUGGGACACAAGGGCGGUGAGCUGCGUUCAGGAAAUUCCUGCUCAGGGUCGAGUCACCUCAUUGGACCUCAGCUCCGACCAUCGUCAGCUGCUCAGCUGCUGCCGUGACGACUGCCUCCAGCUGGUGGACCUGAGGAGGUGGAGCCACGAGCGCUCGAGUUUCAGAGCUGAAGGCUUCAAGUGUGGCAGCGACAGCACGAAGGCCGUCAUCAGUCCAGACGGAUGUUUCCUGGCGGCUGGAUCAGCUGACGGCUCAGUUUACAUCUGGAACCUCUCCACCGGCGGCCUGGAGACACGCCUCCCGGACAAACACAGCUCGUCCAUCAGCGCCGUGUCCUGGUCUCCGUCGGGGGAAUACGUCGUCAGCGUGGACAAGAGCAGGCGGGCCGUCCUCUGGAGCGACAUCUGAAUCGGCCAAUCUGGGAGGAGGUCACAUGGUCACGGCACCACCGCUCAGGACACGUGGCACCUGAACGAGCUCCUGGCUGUUCCAGCAACAUUUAGGUUUUUGAAAAAUGAAGUUGAUUUGACAAAAGGUUAAUGAAGAAAAGUAACAAAUGUAAAAGGGAAGAAAGAGAAGUUUAUCAGUUUGCUCCUGAACUUCAACUUCACAUUAUUUAUUUCAUCACCUGCUUCAUCCACUCAUCCAUAUUUGUUCCUCCAGCUCAAGCCCUGUUUAUUGAAGAGAUUAUUAAAAUAUGAGUGAGUUAUUCAGCUGGAAUCGGACAAAUAUGAAACAUAAACAUCGAUACCGGCUAAAUAAUUCUCAGAUCAGUGAAUCUGUUUUUAUCAAUGUGGAGGUGAAGCCAUCGUUUCCUCUCAGCUGCUGUUGGCCGGAUCCUCAUGCAGAUGGAUUUACUUUGAAAAGGCUUCGGAUCCAGGGUUCUGGUCUCUGGGCUUUGAAGAGGGAAGUUCCACGAGGCUGUGAUGGUGUCUGAGCUCAGGAGGGAGGAGCUCCACAUAUCUCCAUCAGCUGAUCCAAGUUUCCAAACCUCGUCUGAACGAAUCACAGCUCAUCGCUGCUGCUAUGGUUUCUCCUGGUGGAGACUUGUGUAAACUGGUCUCGUGUCAGUUUGAAAAUCUGUGUUUGUGUUUGAGUCUGAACAGAAACUGAGACUUUAGUAAACGAUGACUCACACGUUCUCUUCCUGAUUGGUUCUCAUCAGUCACAUGACUCGACUGCCAGCGGUGAACAAUAUGAACCAAUCACUGCUACCAGCUGCAGAGGAUCUACUUCCUGUUUACAUCACAUGACCAGUGUAGGUGAACGGUCAUGUGAUUUUAGGUGUGUUUGUGUGGGCGGGGCCUUGGUACCAGGGGACUUAUUACUGACCAAUGUAAAAUAUGAUUAAUUGUUUUUUUUAACUUGUUUCUGAUCAUUUUAUUUUGUAAAGAUGAAUUGAAACAUCCUUAUUUGAUUAUUUUGUUCUGUUCUAUUUAUUUGUCGUGACCUUCGGGGAUGUAAUGAGGGACAGAGUGAAGACGUCAGUUCAGAGACUCAUUCUUCUAAUAAUGUUCUGUAUCGUGUCUUUGCUCCUAAUAAACUGUCUUCUAACGUC